CACCAGCCUUCCCUGUGUGAGGCGCCUUUCCUCUAUCCACUGCUCUGAAUCAAAAACUCUCUCGCACAUGUCUUUGCCCACGUUUCAAUCCGGCACGCGUGUGCAGGCCGUUGAGAACCUUCUUUUUCUGCACUGCCGUUAUCAUUCUUGCCAAAGUUUCUUGCGAGCCACCUCACCGUCUCUACAGUGGCAUGAGCCUUCCUCGAGACUGCACAUCCAAUUUCCCCUCCGUUGAUGGCCUCACGCUAACCUUCUUCGCCCGAUGAUCUCUCAAUUUACCAGGUACUGGCCCCAUGCUAUACUGGGAUAGUGCCCGCACGCAAAAGGAGCUUGCGACGACACCCUUUGUACCGCCAGCACCUCACCGAUCUUGCCUUCGCUUCUCGCCGUCUUCUUCUGCGACCUGAUUGCAGCCGACGAGUUCAGUCCAUCCUGCCUGCUGCCAUAGAAUCCAAGGCAGGAUGUUCCGACACGGCCAAAUGCUUCACAAACGAGAGUCUCAGAACUCGGCCUUCACCUCCUCCCUACCUUCUAUCAUACCAAACCCGACAUCGGGUCUUCCGCCGUCAAUAGCUCCGAGUUCUGUCAACACAGACCCAUCAGUCACCGCCUCUAUCGUAACGGCGCAGGCAGUGUCGGGAUUCACCACCGUCACCGAAACCCAGACCCUAGAACAGAGCCUUACUGGUCAAGGCAUUGAAACCACUUUUACAACUGAAAGAACCAGAACCAUCACCGACCCAGCCGAAUAUGCCUCCCUCACUUCAGCAGCCGCGGCUGCGUCCUCCACCUCGACAACUCUGCGGUCCUCGACGACAUCGGCUGCCGCAACAAGCAGUGCCGCAGCCCAGCAGUCCAGUUCCAACCUUGGUACUUUGAUCCCAGCGAUCGUUGUCCCUAUAGCUGUGGUAUUACUGGCCUCCUUGGGUCUAUUUUGGUUCUUCAUGAGACGGAGGCAUCGGAGGGACCUGCAAGUUGAACCAGAGUUUGUGAUGACAGGCAAGGGUGAAAAGUUGAGCAGCCGCUCAAGCAGCAGCAGGUCUACCACAUCUAGCCCCAGGGGCCUUGAGAAAAAGUCUCCGGCGGUCACUCAAACCGAGCUUCCGUCUUCCACCUCGCCACCAACUCCCAUGUCUGAGUGGCCCUCGGUGCAAAUCGGUGCUGCUCGUCCGCUCACCCCUCAAGAAUCGAAAUCUUCUGGACAGGAUCGAUCUUUUGAUCAACCAAGAUCUCUGACCGCAAAUUCCCCGUACAGAAACAUGCGCGGCCCAGGCGCAUCAGCGAGACCAUCGACAUCCGGACGAGGAGCGCAGCCACCCUCAACCUGGGAGCAAGGAUCAAACAGGAACAGAAGUAACAGCACGCCGGGCCAGCGAGGCCAACCUCCAACAUCACGCUCAGGCCCUAGUCCGAUCCCGAGGACAGCCCCAAGCCCCGUCCUACGAAGCGGGCCAAGUCCUGUACCCCAGCGAUUAAACCCUAAUGCCUCUCCACGACCGGGAGCCUCGUCGGCGUUCCGCUUGCGUGAUCCUUCUCCCACCAUGAACCUAAGCAACCGAGCACAGGCACCAUCGCGGCUUGAGGCUCUUUCACCUGGUGCUUACAACGGCGCCUCGUCUAUAUCGCAAUACUCCCCGAUUGUGAAAGAUACACCCGUCAUUGCGAAGCCGCCCUCCAGCAAACGACCACCGCCACCCAUCAAGACGGCCAAUCUUGGAGCAAAAGGGGUCAAGUCACCCACUUCGGGCAGCCCUCCUGGUCAUGGCUUGACAGAAGAGAAUCUCCGCAUUGCGCGAUUGGCCAACUCCUCUCGCCUUGGUUACACUCCUGGCGAGCCCACCCCAUCACCUAAAUUACCUCCACCUGCCACUCGUUCGCAACUGAUACCUCGAGAGAGUCCGAAGGAGAAUCAAGAUCGCUUCUUUGGUGGGAGUGCAAAUCAUCAAGCGAUACAUCUUCCCCAAAGAGCGUCGAUCCACUACAACCCGGCUCGAGCUAGCAUUGUGUCGGAUGCCGACGAUUAUGAAGAUAUCGAGGCUAAAUCGGAUGUCAGCAGUCUCAAUGAGUUUGAGCGUUUUGACUUCGGCACCGAUGUCAACGGUGACAGAGGCAGUGCCGGCGGAGGCUCUUUGACGUUCUUUGCGGCACAAAAUAGUCCCGCCAGCGACAGAGGAAGCGCCUUUGGAACCGCAGGGACUCACGAGCGCUGGUGAUCAAGAUUGGCCUUCAACAUAUUGAGAGUUUGUUGAUUGAUGCUCGAUUUCGCAAGCUCAGAUUUAUUUUGUUCCUUUUUGUGUUAGUCAUCUCAUGACAUUGACGAUCGUUUGUGUACUACACGUUGUUCUUUUUUUGCCCCUACACUUUGCUCAUGCUCGCUGUCAGAAAAAGCAAGAAGAAUUUUAUGCUUUGCAAGAGCAUGCGAAUGAUACCCAUAACAAACCAGCUUCGAUGGCGAACUGGGGUUGGCUUGUGAAAAUAGCUACUGCAUAUCUGGAGACGGAAUCGAGGAAGAUUUCCGAACAAUAAUUAUUCAAAGACAUCAAGAGUCCUGAAAGAGACCAAAGACGAGAUGGAUGACGGGGACUAUUGCUCGUGGAAGAAAGGAAGAUUACUGAGACGGCCUAAUUCAGUCUGCUCCGCUUCUAGACGAGGCGACGAGACGAAGAACCAUAUUUAUAAAACUUGUUCACCACACAAA
This is a messenger RNA of Cladophialophora immunda, 2698 nucleotides long. RefSeq lists its product as uncharacterized. Lineage: Eukaryota; Fungi; Ascomycota; Eurotiomycetes; Chaetothyriales; Herpotrichiellaceae. The record is from RefSeq and is a predicted model, not a curated record. The transcript has a single exon. Bases 462 to 2213 code for a protein of 583 amino acids.